Messenger RNA from Stereum hirsutum FP-91666 SS1, 588 nucleotides. RefSeq names its product FTHFS-domain-containing protein. Gene Ontology annotation, molecular function: ATP binding; formate-tetrahydrofolate ligase activity. The transcript is spliced from 3 exons. The record is from RefSeq and is a predicted model, not a curated record. The coding region runs from base 1 to 588 and encodes 195 amino acids. NCBI's taxonomy places the organism in Eukaryota, Fungi, Basidiomycota, Agaricomycetes, Russulales, Stereaceae.
AUGUCUUCAAGCCCAAACGUUGAAUCAUCCCUGGUGGCGUGCCUCAGCCUAGUGAACUCCCUCAUCGAUGGAGCGGUCUUGUUACCCUCUGCGACCCGCAUUAGCUGGCAACUUGCCGUACUGGAGUUCAAGAUUCUCAUUGCUAUACUCUUCCACUCGCUCAAGUUCCAGGCUACAAUGGCAGACGUUAAACAGAUGAGUGAGUGCAUGGCCGUGCUCGCACUGACGACGAGUCUGUCGGACAUGAGGGAGAAAUUGGGCGCGAUGGUCGUUGCGACGAGUAAGUGCGGAGACCCAAUCACGGCGGAUGAUAUUGGGGUGGGAGGCGCACUUGCAGUGUUGAUGAAGGAUACGGUGAAGCUGAACCUGAUGCAGACGGCGGAUGGCAUGCUGGUGAUCGUCCAUGCUGGGCCGUUCGCAAACAUCGCCCACAAGAACUUGUCGAUCCUCGCGGAUCGGGUGGUGUAUCACGACCUCUGCCAACUCGGAAAAAGGCGAUCGAUCGCACCUUCCGCACCGUCUUCCUCGAAAUAUGCUUCCACGCCACCUACGCCAAAGGCCUGCUCCGGCCCCAAUGCAAAAUCGUAG